Molecule: messenger RNA, 786 nt
Organism: Mizuhopecten yessoensis (Yesso scallop)
Lineage: Eukaryota; Metazoa; Mollusca; Bivalvia; Pectinida; Pectinidae
Product: DNA polymerase epsilon subunit 4-like
Exons: 1
Coding region: 31-399 (122 amino acids)
Cellular component (GO): epsilon DNA polymerase complex; nucleus
Molecular function (GO): protein heterodimerization activity
Source: RefSeq, a predicted model, not a curated record
CUUUAUACCGGAAGUGAUUUGUUCAGAAAAAUGGCGGGAGAGGAAGAAAAUAUUGAGAUGGAUAACACAGAAGAAAAUGCAGAAGACACGCCAAAUCAAGACCCUGAUGUUGGUGAUUCUUCAGCACAAGAACCCAGUUCAAAUGAGCGAAUCACCAAACUCCCAAUUACAAGAGUAAAGGCCAUAAUGAAGAGUGACCCCGACGUUUCCUUGGCCAGCUCCGAGGCGGUAGUGGCUUUGGCAAAAGCAGCCGAAAUGUUUAUACAAAUGCUGUCCAAGGAUGCGAUCAACAGUACAAUGCAGAGCAAAAGAAAAACAUUGCAGCGUAAAGACUUAGAUACUGUGAUUGAUACAAGAGAUUCCUAUGCGUUUUUAGAAGGAACGUUAGACGGCCCUUGACAGGCUUGAGGAAUAUUGUCUAAGAAGGAACUCUCCCAAAACAUUGUGUCCAAAACCAUAUCCUUGUUUCCGGCCCCUUGUUUCUGCUACACUGCGACGCUGAGAGUAUCUACUGGUCGCAAGCAGACGGCGUAUACUGACCAGGAACGCGUCUUAGACAGACCUAGUGUAUACAAAGAUUGAAUGGGAACAAAUUCUACCCUCACCAAUCCAGGUUCCUGUGUAGUUUAAUUUGACCCAUGUGAUGUUUGUAAAUUUAAAUGAGAAAUGCAUGCCCCGCAUAUUCAAGACAACUGGUUGCAGAUAUAGUUUUACUCUUGUGAUAUGGAGACUGUUGAAUACAAUACAUGAGAAUAGUUGAUGGAAAUUAAAUCUAUAUUAACUUUA